AUGAUCAAGACAAGCUGGGAAACAAAGAAAAUCCCACAAGAUUGGAAGGAAGGAAGAAUAUGCUUCAUGAACAAGCCCAACAAGGCGGCGUUAAGGCCCAUUACCCUAACUUCCUGUACAGGAAAAAUAAUGGAGAAAAUCAUAAACAGAAGAAUAUCUAUGUGGGCAGAAUCCUCCAACAAGAUAGAUGAGUCGCAGUCGGGCUUCCGAAAUAGAAGAUCAACUACCGAUAACCUAAACAGAGUAGUAUCAGAAAUUAAGUAUAACAGACUAAAAAACAAAGACACCGUCACAGCAUUCGUGGACAUAAAAAGCCCGUAUGACAAUGUAAAUCUCGGUACGCUAAUCGACAUCCUAAUGGAACUAGGAUGCCCCAGAAAAAUAGUCAGGUGGAUAAAGGAAUGGCUAAAACAAAUAGAAGGAUUAAUAUCACGAACAGUAAUGGGGUAA
This is a messenger RNA of Hylaeus volcanicus, 450 nucleotides long. RefSeq lists its product as uncharacterized. The coding region runs from base 1 to 450 and encodes 149 amino acids. The transcript has a single exon. Lineage: Eukaryota; Metazoa; Arthropoda; Insecta; Hymenoptera; Colletidae. The record is from RefSeq and is a predicted model, not a curated record.